Thermothielavioides terrestris NRRL 8126 is the source of this 1681-nucleotide messenger RNA. RefSeq lists its product as uncharacterized. The record is from RefSeq and is a predicted model, not a curated record. The coding region runs from base 117 to 1466 and encodes 449 amino acids. NCBI's taxonomy places the organism in Eukaryota, Fungi, Ascomycota, Sordariomycetes, Sordariales, Chaetomiaceae. The transcript is spliced from 3 exons. Gene Ontology annotation, molecular function: 3-oxoacyl-[acyl-carrier-protein] synthase activity. Gene Ontology annotation, biological process: fatty acid biosynthetic process.
GGUAUCCACAACCUAGCAAUCUCGUAAUCGCCAUUAGAUUUGCUUGAUAAGCCUGCCUGGAUAGAGCAAGAGUUACCUUACAGAGGAAAAGAAAACCGCCCUGGAAUGGCCCAACCAUGCGCCGCGUCGUCGUGACGGGCCUCGGCGCCAUCACCCCGCUCGGCGUGGGCGUCCGGCGCACCUGGCAGCGCCUGCUGGCCGCCGAGUCCGGGCUCGUCAGCGUCGCCGACCGCGUCCGCGGCCCGCUCGACAAGUCCCAGUGGCAGGACCUGACCAGCACAGUGGCUGGCGUCGUGCCCACCGAAUUGUCAUCGACGUCGACGUCGACGUCACCGUCAGCCGAGGUCUUGGAUGGGCGUGGCGAGGGGCUGUGGCGGCCGUCGGACUGGCUGGACGCCCCCGCCCAGCGGCGCAUGUCUACGUUCGCCCAGUAUGCGGUGGCCGCCGCCGAGAUGGCGCUGCGCGAUGCCGGGUGGUCGCCGACGAGUCCCGAGCAGCAGGAGAUGACGGGCGUGUGUCUCGGGAGCGGGAUCGGGAAUUUGGAUGACAUUUAUGCCACCAGUGUGGACUUUGAUCGAGGGGGCUACAAGAAGGUCUCGCCGCUGUUCGUCCCCAAGAUUUUAAUCAACUUGGCGGCGGGCCACAUUGCCAUGCGCUACGGCUUUCGCGGCCCCAACCAUGCUGCCACUACCGCGUGCACUACGGGCGCCCACUCGAUCGGCGAUGCCGCGCGCUUCAUCGCCUUUGGCGACGCCGACGUCAUGGUGGCCGGCGGCGCCGAGUCCUGCAUCCAUCCGCUCACCUUUGCCGGCUUCGGCCGGUCGAGGUCGCUGUCGACGGCCUUCAACCACGAUCCGCCAGCCAGCUGCCGGCCGUUUGACGCCGACCGCGCCGGCUUCGUGGUGGCCGAAGGCGCCGCCGUGGUCGUGCUGGAGGAGCUUGAGCAUGCCAAGCGGAGAGGCGCCAGGAUAUGGGCCGAGCUAAAGGGCUAUGGGUGCAGCGGCGAUGCCCACCACAUGACGGCGCCGCGGGAGGAUGGGUCGGGCGCCUUGUCCGCCAUGAAGAGGGCGCUGAAGAACGCUGGGGUGAAGCCCGGCCAGGUCGAUUACAUCAACGCGCACGCCACCGGGACACAGAUCGGGGAUAUCGCCGAGGCCAUUGCCAUUCGAUCGCUGAUGACGGGCGAGGAUGGCGUGGACGAUGAGAGCAAAGUCACAGUCAGCAGCACCAAGGGCGCCAUCGGGCAUCUUCUGGGCGCAGCGGGCGCCAUCGAGGCCGUGUUUUCUGUUCUCGCAAUCGCCGAGAACGCUGUCCCACCGACGUUGAAUCUGCACAAGCCGGAUGUCGGCGUGCAGCUCAACUUCGUGCCGCUCCAGGCACAGGAGAAGCAGGUCAGAGUGGCCAUGUCCAACAGCUUUGGCUUCGGGGGCACAAACGCAUCGCUGGUCUUUGCCGAGUUGGAUUAGCAAACGACUUGCGACCAUCUACGGAAGAUUGGUGUGUCUGUGUACUAUUGACUGUAAAUGCGGAGGCAGAUUUGUGUACUUGAGGUUGCAUGACUGGGCUACCGGGGUCUACUGGGAAGCAAGCCAUAGAACGGGGCGCACAGCCACAUGAUAGAACAGCGGGAUUGUCAGAUAAAGCAUGGGAUUGAAACCGGUGCCAACGCAGACACCGAAGC